Molecule: messenger RNA, 750 nt
Organism: Eremothecium gossypii ATCC 10895
Lineage: Eukaryota; Fungi; Ascomycota; Saccharomycetes; Saccharomycetales; Saccharomycetaceae
Gene: DOC1
Product: anaphase promoting complex subunit DOC1
Exons: 1
Coding region: 1-750 (249 amino acids)
Biological process (GO): protein K11-linked ubiquitination; anaphase-promoting complex-dependent catabolic process
Cellular component (GO): anaphase-promoting complex
Source: RefSeq, marked provisional
AUGAACCAGAGUGCCCUUCGCAGGAUAGAGCAGAUCGUGCCGCGCGUGAAUCUUGCCGAGCCGCGGGAGAAGCCGCUCAGGGACCGCCCCCUCGUGCUCGACGACUCGCAGCCCAAUGCGCCAGACAGGCAUCGCUACGUCACAGACCUUAACGUCGAGUACCACGAGGAGGACCUCUCCGCCGACCUCUUUCUGGCCAAGUACACGCAGGGCUUGCACACACUCGAGAACCAGGGCUACGUCGAUAUCACCUCGCUCGCCUACUGGAAGCCCUCCUCCUUCAAGGCCGGCUACCCCAUCGAAAACGCCCUCGAUGAUAACCCCGCCACCUUCUGGCAAAGCGACGGCUCCCAGCCACACACCAUAGACGUCUUCUUCAGCAAGCGCGUUGACAUCAUCCAGCUUGCCAUGUACUUCUCGCUCUUCGUCGAUGAGUCCUACACCUCGGAGACGCUCCGCAUCUACGCUGGCCACAGCCCCUCCGACGCAACCUACUACAAGACCCUAGAAGUCCGCAACGUCAAUGGCUGGGUCAAGUUCACCUUCGAGGACAACCGACCCUCCGACGGCCUGCUCAAGUGCCAGUUUUUGCGCAUCGAGGUCGUGACUAACCACGAGAACGGCAAAGACACCCACCUACGUGGCAUCCGCAUGUUUGGCCCAGGCGAGUCCUUGGUCAACAUCGCCGACGCUGCCAUAUUCGAAGGGUUCCACAGCAUUGAGUUCCUCUCCCAGUCCCGGAUACGAUGA